UUAUACAAUCCAGAAGAAGAAGUGUUUAGUCAUUUUCAAUCCAUUUGUUUCUCGAAGUUUUCCAAAUAAAAGCCAUAUAAGAGGCCUUCAAAACGGUUUUAGUGAAUAGUUUCAAGAAAGUUAGCAAUUAAACAAGUACAGACAUGGAGUUUCCACAUUUGGGUCAGCACUGCAGCGAGGCAACUUGCAACAGAUUGGAUUUUCUGCCCGUAAAGUGCGACUCGUGCGACAAGGUCUUCUGCGCCUCGCAUUAUAACUACGAGAGGCACAACUGUCCGGGUGCCCACAGGAAGAACGUCCAGGUGCCCAUCUGCCCACUGUGCCGCGAACCCGUGCCCACGCCUCCCGGAGUCGAACCCGAUGUCACCGUGGGCCAGCACAUCGACCAGCAGUGCAAGUCGGAGAGCAAGAAGAUCUACACCAAUCGCUGCCACGCCAAGGGGUGCAAGCGCAAGGAGCUCAUCCCGGUGACCUGCUCCCAGUGCCACUUGAACUUUUGCCUCCGUCAUCGCCACACCAGCGACCACGACUGCCAGCCAUCGAGUGCGAAACCAGCGGCAGGACCUGGUUCAUCAUCAUCGUCAGGCAGUGGAGGAUGGCAGUCCAUAUUCAAGACCUCCUCGGACUCGAGAUCCAUGGCUGCUCAGGCCGCCGAGCGACGCAGGCAAAGUAAGCCAGCCACGAGCAAUAGCAUCAGCAACUCAAAUUCCAGACCAAGAGCUGUGCAGGCCACACAAGUUCAAAACAUACAGGGCAAUAUGAGCGAAGAUGAGGCACUCGCGCGAGCCCUGGCCUUAUCAAUCAUGGAGCAGGAUGACGCGGCGGAAAGCAACCGCCAAGCACCAGGCCCAAGCAACGCCCAGCAGGUGGCUGUGGGCGGGGCUGGCAACCAGCAGGGAAAUGCCAAGGACAAGUGCCUGCUGUCCUAGUUCGAGGAAGACUCCCAACUCUCAACAUAUCCAUUACUUGACCAACAGCAAGAAAUCUGCCCAACUAUUAGCUAUUAAUAUUUUGUUGUUAAUUUACUUCGACUUCGUCACAUUCUACGUGGUUUAGCAAAAAUAAAUCAAUGUUAAUUCUA
Messenger RNA from Drosophila rhopaloa, 1081 nucleotides. RefSeq names its product AN1-type zinc finger protein 2A. Gene Ontology annotation, biological process: proteasome-mediated ubiquitin-dependent protein catabolic process; protein targeting to ER. Gene Ontology annotation, molecular function: zinc ion binding. The transcript is spliced from 3 exons. The record is from RefSeq and is a predicted model, not a curated record. NCBI's taxonomy places the organism in Eukaryota, Metazoa, Arthropoda, Insecta, Diptera, Drosophilidae. Gene Ontology annotation, cellular component: endoplasmic reticulum; cytoplasm. The coding region runs from base 144 to 929 and encodes 261 amino acids.